AUGCGCCACUGUUCCUUAGCCAAAUCCUCGAUCAAUCGCAACCUGGCCGUCUACGUUCCCGGUAAAAAGGUACGCUCGCUGAACCGCGUCACGGUUUUUUGGCUGGGGUGUUGAGAAGGGGCUGUGACGCAGAGGAAAGUUUGUGACUUCAUGUUUCUUUCCCUUCCUAUUGCUUUCAUUUCAGUGAUGACAGGAGUUCUUUCCAUACUCUAAUUUACUUCAUCUGAUUAGAUUUUUGGCAUUGUGAUAUGCUUUGAGAAGCCUGAGUAGACUGGACGGGUAGAUUUUUUAGAGUGAGAUACUCACCCUGGUGUUUGUUUUUUGUCAAAAAAUCAAACUCGUCCAUCAUGCAGUAAUUCGUUUAAUUGAAAUGGAUAUGAUUUUGCGCAUAUUUCGUCUAACCGCCUUGAAAAUUUCUGGUGCAGGCAGGUUCCCAAGUAGCCGCUCAGAUUGUUUGCUUUAUGUUGCCUUGGUCGUCAGUCAUCGUGUUAGGUCUCAACCUUCCACACCCUAGUAGCAUUUCCGUUGCUGGUCCGCCGCUGUUGGCUCUUUAAACGUAAGAGUCUUUACUACGUAGGUAACCCUCAUCGGGGCUUCUUCCGCUAUUCGCCUGUCAUUUAGGAGCUAGGCUAACGGACAGACCUUUGUUGCCAAUCCUCUCUUCUCUCCAGGGUAACGUUGGCAUCCGUCCGAAUCUAUGUGUUCAUACAGUCAAGCUGCAUUGCAGAUGACUAAAUCCGCGGCUAUCACUCACCGACAUCUUUAUGUCCUUCCUAGCCAGAAGGCUUGAGGAACCUCCAUCGACAAUUAAUCGUGGCAUUUUUUCACUUCUUUAUCACUUCCUAAUAUAGAGCAAUCCUUCGACGGUAUGUGUAUAUGCCUGGCGUAAUGGUGAAUGUAUCCCACUGGCCAACAAGUCUUUUUUCCGCGCGGACACUGUGAGCCUUCAUUGGAGUGAUACCGGCCGGAACCUGCUCGUAUUGGCCGCGACAAAAGUAAGUCAUUUUAGUCGAGGUCGCCUGUUCUACUUAAUUUCAUAUAGUAACAAUUAUUAUACAGAUAUAUUUCUAUUAUGGUUUAGACCAGCGAUACGAGCUACUACGGCGAGCAGAUGCUACACUUCAUCACGACCAGCCAGGCCGGAGAUUGUGCAUCUGUGCCGAUGCCGCGCAAGGGUCCAAUUCACCAAGUUGUGUGGAAACCCUCAGGACCCCGAGAACGGCCCUCAGAUGAGCGCUUUGUUGUCUGCCAAGGCUGUAUGUAUUGCGUGCUACUCACAUCACUGCAGCACCCAUAAUUUACCAUCCGUUAAAGACAGUGCCACAGAAUGUGGCGCCUAUAGUACAACAAAAAUCUGCAAUUUAACGAUCACUCGUAUAGUUACUACUCUGUAGAUAUGUUAACCUCGUCAGUCAUGCUUUGUCCCAUCUCAGGGAAGGUAAACAGAAAGGGCCGACAUUUAGAGAAUGUUUCAGAAUUGGUUUAGGACUGAGUGCCACUCGAAGAGGGGCCAAGGCGAUUUCAGAUUCUCCAAUAAAGACCGUGACGCACACAGUGUAUCUGAGGCGGUGGUCUCCUUCCAAUGAUCGAAUUGCCGUAGACGUUUUGAGGCCGAAGUAUAGACUCAGAUUAUACCGAUAGUCUUUUAUCAUCCCUUUUCGCUGACCUCUGUGCGCAAAUAUUUAAUAAAAGCUACCACACUUCGACUGGUUUCCACGGUUGAAAUUGGCGGGCCAGGCAGUGACAUCCUACCUCACUCUGUCGGGAUAGUAGCGCAUAGCCAAGCAUUCCGCAGACCGAUUGAUCCAGAGAUCGCCGCGAUACUACGCCUCCCGCAGUUUCGCUGUCGUGUGAUCAUAAUUUCGACUUCAGACUCGGUCAACCUUGGAAAUAUGUCCCACUUGAUUGACAUAGAUUGCUGCUUACAACCUUGGGUCUAGUCCGUGCACCACUGGGUUGUGCUUGAGAAUCCGAGUCUAUGACCGUUAACCAGUGUUUCUGCUGUCUCAGUGCCCUCAGAACGGGCCACGUGUUAGAUGCGCUGGACCAACACGGGGGCCACAUCGGACUCUGGCAGGCGUUAUCUGUGCGCAAUAACCAAUGCCAACAUUUGCGGGGUGCGCUGGCGGACCCUGUUGUCGGCAUUCGUCGCACAACUGGACCACUGCCACCACUCCAUUGUAUUGUGGUCAAAAUCCUGGUCAUUUGUGUGUGGACCAGGGGGUGCGGAGUGGAGCGCCAAGGUGAGGAUCCGUCCGAGCCAUCCACCUGCGGCCUCCCUCGUCUCCGGUCUUCUUGACUCUGUCUUGACACCGGGCCCAGGCGGGGGAGGAGGAGAGAGUGUAGGUAGAUGCUACGCAAGUCUACUGGCACUAUAAACCCCUGCGUAAGUCACCGUCCCUGCUCCCACAAUGUAGUCUGUGGGGCACACGGUGGACAUCGUCGAAAUCGACGGUCGAACUGUCUGCUGUCUCAACAGCCGCGUUUGGGUGACACCUAGUCUCUCCCGUCUCUCAAACUUUUGCGAACUGCCGGCUUCGCCAUCUUUCCGAAGCCAUCUUCCCUGCAUGAGAGCAACUGCUUCAGGCAGUGGUUACAGGUUCAUAGAGGUCAUACGUUUAACCUCUGCGCCUCGAGAUGAAAAUACCCGAACACCAACUAGCGGUACUGGGAAAAACGCCCCUGAUCUCCCUGAUCUUUGUGGGUAAUACCAGUCUGCCCAUAUAUAUAUAGGCAGUAUGUUAUUACUGACAAAGAUAAGGGAAACUGGAACGGCUAUUUCUAGCUUAUUAGCCGUCCUCAGACAGACCUCGACAAAAACCAAGUUGUAUGAAGGCGAAUGUGGGAAGUCUUCACUAUGGGACAAUUAACAUGUCACUUGACUCAACUGUAACCCAUGUGCGCUGCCUGUACAUUCAUGUACCUCUAUUUGUUGCCGUCACAGGUCUUAAUCAGCAGAAGGAAAUAUGUAUUGACCUUUUCUAUUUACUCCGUCUCUUUCAAUCUGUCUCGGAUACCGUCGGUAGUUGUGCACAGACUGACGAGUCUCGCACAGUGAGCACGCUGUCGUUAAAAACGAGUUGACGUGAUUGUAACUUUAUAACACGAUUUCAACGUGAAGAUGCAGAUGCUUGCCCUACGAUCCUUACUACACUGACCUAUAGGUAGUCACAGGUGUUUUAUUGUUAUUUCGAAUGCUGUAGCAAAUGUAUAAUCGUACCAGGCGGGCUUGGUACCGGCUUGUCAUAUUUCUCCUUUCUUUUGUGUUUUUAGCCAUCCCUUCCGUCGUUACGGUCUUCAACAUCAAGUGUGAACAGGUCUUCUCUCUCGGAAGUGGUGCUUUCAAUAACCUUUAUUUCAACCCCCACGGAACCCAUAUCCUUUUGAGUCGCUUACUCUUUUGUUAA
Messenger RNA from Spirometra erinaceieuropaei, 3407 nucleotides. NCBI's taxonomy places the organism in Eukaryota, Metazoa, Platyhelminthes, Cestoda, Diphyllobothriidea, Diphyllobothriidae. The record is from the annotation of a GenBank genome assembly.